Messenger RNA from Cydia amplana, 2197 nucleotides. RefSeq lists its product as uncharacterized. Bases 38 to 2101 code for a protein of 687 amino acids. Gene Ontology annotation, biological process: cilium organization. NCBI's taxonomy places the organism in Eukaryota, Metazoa, Arthropoda, Insecta, Lepidoptera, Tortricidae. The transcript is spliced from 4 exons. Gene Ontology annotation, cellular component: ciliary basal body. The record is from RefSeq and is a predicted model, not a curated record.
UUUUUAUAAGUAUAUGGUGUUGUAAAAUUUGUACAUAAUGGCAUUCAACUUCGAUAGUGGUCAGUUCAACAGGGAAUCCACUCCAAAGCGCCUCGGUAACUGGCAAGUGCCACGCUGGGCGCCGACGAGAGCCCGCCCCUUGGAGAUGAGGCCGGACCCCAAGCCAAUAUGCGACAUCAAUGGACACUUCCUACCCGGCGCGCCGCGCGGCACUUCGAGGUGCUUCGGGCACUUCACAGGCACUUGGGAGUUGCCUAGGAAGAUCACCAGGAAAGUCGCCGAGGAGUUAGCCCGCGAGCCACCCGCCGGCAGAUUUCCAGAUUGGCUAAACCUCCGCGUGCAGAGGCCCAAGGCGGCCGCAGCGGCAGCAGCGCGCAUGCGCUCCGGCAAGCGCUCCAAGAAGGACGAACAGAAAACACCUGAGCCCGCGGAGACCUUCCAAGAUUCUCAAAAGGAUAUUAACGAUAACUAUACUGAAACUGAACAGCCAGAUAAACAAGACACAGAUCAUGGGGAGGAUAAAAGAAAUGACAAUGAUCCUCUGGAUCUGAAUAAGACAUUACAACCAGUUGAUGCAGAUGGCCACGGGCCUUACGUGCCUGGAGCAUUAACAGCUCCCGAAAAAAGACACGAUAACUACGAUCUUCUAGUUAAAGAGGCCGUUGAAGAAAUCCACGGGCCGCAACAAGACAAAACAGAAAAAUUCUGGAAGAACGUUGCUAAAAAUGCUAAAGAUGUUGAGAUUGAGACUAUGAAAUUUAAAGUUAAGAGUGAAACUCCAAAACUACCCGCUGUUAACGUAUCUCAAAACUUUAAUUUCGCUAGAAAAAUGCACGUUGGCAAUUUAGAGCACCAGCCUCUGCCUGACACGUUAGGCUAUCGCAACAUGACCAAAAUCGGGGAGCAUAGAGAUUCUGACAUAAUAGUUAAACCUUAUGCUAUAGGAUGGAAAGGAUACGGCGCCUCUGGACCUACAUGUUGCACUAAAAUGCGCGUUCAUAGACCUAAGACUUGCGAUCCAAAGAAAACUGAUUCCGACAAGGAUGAAGCGAAACAAAGACCUGUAACAUCUGCUCCCGACUUAGGAUCACAGUCUAAAAAACCGAUGUCUCUCAUGGACCUCGCCAUUUGCUGGGACUUUAGACCCGAAGAUCCUAAGAGAGAGCCGAAACCCCCAAAACACAUAGACGGUUCAAACGGUUCAAAAGCGCCAGCUGUUUUUACAAUGGUACACACGCCAAAAGAAGUGCCCGAGGAACCAAUUAAAAGCGGCCAUUCAAAUCCCAUUUUUAAUGAAAACCGAUUCGUUCAGGAUAUCGGUCGUCACCCGGUGCCAUAUUUUGAAAAAGAUAUGACGAAAUCUAAGAGAAAGGAUUCCUGUGAAGUUCAGUACUGUCCGCAACAUAACGGCCAUGUAAGAGAAAUAAGGUCCAAUUCUUCUAGCAGGCGAAAUUCCCCUCCCACGCCAACCAAACCUCCGUGCGAUGGUAUUCAUGGGUGUGGAACUCCAAGCUCUCUUAGUCGAAAAUCUAGCCACGAUAACAACAGCCAAGACAAAAUACGGCAGGUUAAAGAAGCUUGGAAUGAUGAUGACGUAGAUAAAAAGAAAAAUAAACAAUACGACGUUAAUCGAAAUCGUAAUAGCUUAGAAUCGUAUGAAAAGGCUCCUCUAGCCCAAGGUAAACUGAAACAGAGCACACCGGAAGAUUCAAUGCUCUCAAGACGCUCCACAAAAGAUAACAAUAUGCCUAACGGUAACGGAAAGCAUAAGCACUGUAUAUCCUGCAAUGGGACUAAAAUUCCGCACGACAUAAAGCAGAAAGAGGACUAUAAGUUUGCCUUCAAAGCUGGCAACCCAAAUUCUGUUCAGAGUGGAAGCACGUCUCACGAUUCAAAGAGCAUAAAGAUCCCAAAAAUGCGCCAUCCGUACACGAAGAAAUCUUAUACGAUUCCUACUCUCGCUCCUCCAUUCAGCAUAUGGCGCGACGCUAAUGCUACGGGAUACCCUGAGCACUGGAGACUAGCCAGUGUAUACCAACACGCUUACAACAAGCCACCGGAGCAGAGAAGAAAACCACUUAUAUCUAGCGUGUAUCAGUGAAAACGCUCUAAACCACGUAACACACAUGCAUUUAUAAAAUUUAUUGGGUCCAAUAUUGGCAUUUAUGUAACAAUGUAACCCUUAGACUGCAUUAAA